Lasiodiplodia theobromae is the source of this 3150-nucleotide messenger RNA. Its product is annotated as Leucine carboxyl methyltransferase 2. The transcript is spliced from 4 exons. Gene Ontology annotation, biological process: wybutosine biosynthetic process; tRNA methylation. Lineage: Eukaryota; Fungi; Ascomycota; Dothideomycetes; Botryosphaeriales; Botryosphaeriaceae. The record is from RefSeq and is a predicted model, not a curated record. Gene Ontology annotation, molecular function: protein binding; tRNA methyltransferase activity. The coding region runs from base 1 to 3150 and encodes 1049 amino acids.
AUGCCCGCCCGGAAUCGCGAGAGCCGGCCCGCGGCCAAGUCGACAAAGGAGAAGCGAGAUGACGAUAUUAUGUUGACCAAUGACAGCAGCAUAGUUUCUAAGCAGAGCGUCGUCAAACUAUAUCACAGCGACCAACCAGACUUCUUCAAGCCGUUCAUUGCCAAGUGCCAAAGGCGGAGCCCGCUCAUCAACAGGGGCUAUUGGCUGCGCAUGAGAGCAAUCGAGCAUACUGUCACCGAUUUCCUCAGACAACCCAUUAAGAAGGACAAAAUAGUAGUCAAUCUUGGCUGUGGAUAUGAUCCUCUACCAUUUCAUUUCUUACAUCAGCAGCCAGAGCUGUGCGCCCGCGCGACAUUUGUUGAUGUCGACUAUCCGCAACUCAUGCAUAAGAAGCGGGCGUGCAUUUCAAACAGUGCAGCCCUACAAGAACUCUUCCCUGUCCUCAGUAGCGGCGUCUCAGAUGGUCCGGAUGUUUGGCGAGCUGGCCAGUAUCUCGCAGUCGGCUGCGACCUUCGCAAGCUUUCCGAACUCGAAGACAUCCUCAGGAAAGAAGUCCACGUCCACGACUGCGCCAUCCUCUUUGUCGCCGAGGUCUCCGUGGCUUAUAUGGAUGUCAAGAGCGCCGAUGCAGUAGUCUCCUGGGCAAGCGCGUUUAAAGAUGCUCAAUUUUGCAUUCUCGAGCAGUGUCUCCCGGAAGGGCCAAGCCAUCCUUUUGCAUCCACUAUGCUGGGCCACUUCGAGAAACUUCACACCCACCUCAAGGUUGUUUAUCAGUAUCCCACCCUGAAAGAUCAGGAAACUAGAUUCCGGAAUGCUGGAUGGGCAUCGGCGACAGCGCGAACGCUCUGGGAGCUCUGGGGCGAUGACGAGUUUCUUCCACCAGAUCAACGUAGGAGACUAGACGCCAUCGAGCCUUUCGAUGAAUGGGAGGAGUUUGCCCUAUUCGGAGGCCAUUAUCUCCUCCUGGUUGCAGCGACGAGCACCUCUACCCGCGAGGCAGACGAUUCUCAGGUCCAAAUCCAACAUGCAAAUGCUAAGCUGGACAUGCAACCUGUUCUACGCGAUGGCAGUGAAAGCAGCCUCCGACGUUUUGGUGCUGCAUACUCGCACAGGGGCAAAGUCAUCUACCACGGAGGUUAUGGAGAGAAAACUCGACUGAGCGACUGUGAUAUCUACACCGCCGAUGCCACGUACGAAGGGAAAUUCGAGCUACAGCCUGGCAAAUCCGGUUCGAUAAUGUGCCAAACCAUCACGAAUGUGGCCUCCGGCGAUGACCUUUUCCUGCUUGCUGGGGGAAGAGAGUCUCCUAGCAAAGCCGUCGCUAGCACCUGGCUUGUGACUUCAACAGGCCGUUCCAUCAGCGCCGAGAGCUUCAAUUCCAACCGGGUGUUCAAUGGCCGCUACCGACAUUGUGCAGUGCCUGUGCUUAUCGACAAUAGAAGUGAUGCACCUGGUGUUCUCAUCUAUGGCGGCAAGUCAGAUGCAAGCACCGUCCUAGGGGAUUUCUUACUCUUCGACUUGAAGAAACAAUCCUGGUCCUUUGUACCCUCUGUGGAAUCGGAGCAAGGUUGCGGCCUUCCACCUGCACGGUUUGGCGCAAGUAUGUGCCAUUCGGAACAAUUCACUUCCAUCGGACAACAGUCAGGCAUCCUAAUGGGAGGAAUCUCUAAAGACGGGAGCAUCUUGAGCGACGUUUGGGAGUGGACGCUGAGUUGGCAAGACGGCAGCCCGGCAAUCAAGUGCACCGAAAGGACCGGGGAAAUGGGGCUCAAUAACCGAUCCAUACCAUUUGCAAGGUUUGGCGCAGCUAUCGUUCCACUCUCGAACCACUUCCUGCUGAUUGGAGGUGUCACGAAUGACCGUAUUACUAGCUGGAACGAGGAGAUCCUUCUCAUCUCACUGGGUCCCGAACGUUGGAUAAGGCCUGUUCAAAUGCCGGCUUGCCCUAGCCCGCGACCGCUUUUUGUUGGCAUUGGAGCGACGAAAGCUGACGACAAGAUCGUGCUGGUUGGUGGAGGAGCAGUCUGCUUUUCCAUGGGAAGCUUUUGGAACGCAAAAAGCUACAGCUUACGCUUGGACUACGAGCAAGAAAUGUCAUCAGCUUCUCCUGAAGAAUCAUGUGGGAAGGAGGCUGCAGAAAUGCAGACGAACGGCUCACAGAGUAUAGUAGAAGGAUCAAAGCCUGAGAAUGGCUCUUCUUCACCGGCAAUCAAGCAAAUCGGACGUACCACGGUGCAGACGAAAGAAGAAUUCGAUGCUAUAGUCGCAGCCGGGCAACCAGUCAUUCUCACCGACCUCGACAUUGGACCAUGCGUAGACCUCUGGACACCGGAUUACCUCCUUUCCCGUAUCGGCGCCGACCGCCCGGUGAUCGUACACUCUUGCCCGACAUCGCGUAUGACAUUCCAAACCAAGAACUUCAGCUACCUCAAGCAGAACUUCGGCGACUUCAUCAAGGACGUCACGGCGGGCGGACAGCUCUACUUACGCUCCGUGGCCAGCACGCAGCCGGCUAAGCACCCCACGCAACUCUCCAAGGACUUCCCCUCGCUGGCGACGGACUUCCGCCUGCCGGACGCGCUCUCGGCCGUGGCGGAGGGCGCGCACAGCUCGCCGCUGCGCAUCUCGGGCCCGGUGACGCUUUGGCUGCACUACGACGUGCUGGCCAACGUACUCUGCCAGAUCCGCGGCGCCAAGCGCCUGCGCCUGUACCCGCCGGGCGACGUCGCGCUGCUGGCCUACCCGCCCGGGGCGUCCAGCUCCAACAUUGACGUCUACGCGCCCGCCGACGAGCUCUCGCCGGCGCAGCGCGCGGCCCUGGCGCAGGCGCACCCCCACGAGGCCUUCCUGCGCCCCGGCGACGUGCUCUUCAUCCCGCCGGCAUGGAGCCACACGGCCAGGCCGGACGAGGACGUCAGUGUGGCGGUUAACGUCUUCUGGCGGAACCUGGAGAAGGAGGUGUACGCGGCCGGCAGGGACGUGUACGGGAACAGGGACAUCGCUGCGUACGAGGAAGGCAGGAAGGCAGUAGACAAGAUCGUGAAGGGGUUCGAUGGGGUGCCAAGGGAUCUGCGCAUGUUCUAUUUAGAGCGGUUGAUGGGCGAGUUGAGGGACGGAGCGGAGGGGGCUGAGGAGGUGGAGAGGAAGUAA